CACGACAUCCAGCUCCAGCCGCAGUCAGGAGUAGCACCUGGGCUUCAACAGAACGAGCCACCGGAAUUAUUCCCCGGGAUCGUGACCAAAUCGACGCCGUCCUCGGGAGGUGCUGGGUCGUCCGCUUCAAGUGGUCAGAGUGGCGGACGGUCGCGGUCGCAGACUUCGAAGCCCGGCGGUAAAACGGUUCCGGUUCCGGUUCCCCCACCAAGAAGCCAGGCUAAUCCGGGGCUUCCGCUAUUGGGGCAGCGACAAGGUGAAACGAAUGCUGGCGCGAUUCCAGGUGUGUUUGCUGCAACGUCGACGAACGACGCCGCACAGAGCACUGCCGUGGGUGCCGCAGGCACCACAAUGGCCUCUAUGCCGACGAGUACUAGCGCAACGACGAUUUCCAUUCCGGGGCCGCUUGCGCCAGUCGGGUCUCAACCUGUGCCUGCUUUCCAGCUGAGCCCGCAGAGAGCAACUGGAGGCGCGACUACACCUAAUUAUUAUAGAGGCACUGUAGUAGCACCAGCAAGCCCCACAGGAGAUGGAGCAUUCCCCCCAGGAGAUGUACCAGAAGCUAGUGCCGCGGCUGCGCUGCAUUCGCAAGCAAGCGUACACGGUGCGACAGAGGCAGGAGCCGUCGUUGCGACAGGCGAAAACCUGCCCGACGCUGCGGAAGUAGAAGUGGUCGUUUCUGGUGCGCGAGGUUCUUCGGAAGAUUCUGGUAAUGAUUUUGCGGCUUCGACAACACCUGCGCCUGAAGGUUCCGCGGAGAUGGGCCAGACACCGGCAAGUGCGAGUGGGAGUGCCAGCCAUCCGAUCUCGUCUCCUGCACAUCCCAGCCCUCCCGCAGGCGAUCUUCUUGCUGGCGCGGGUUAUGCAGAGCCACUUUUGCCGUCACCGUUGACGGCUUCGCAGUCUGGGCAUCUCGUUAGCGGAGGAGGAGGUAACACAGUCGCCAAUAUGACGGCUGGAAGCCCGAGUUCGGGUUCGCCAGAAUCGUCUCCAACAGCGAGCACACCGGUGCAGCACAGCCCAGGCCUCUCGCCUGUUGCUGCCCCUAGCUCAUCGUCUCCUUCAGGCACCACUGCGGGGCCGCUCGUCCCGGUACGGCAUCCCGGGGGGCAGCAGCAGCAGGCCUUCGGAGCGGGAGGGUCAGGGUCAAGCUCAUCCGCGUCCUCGAGCGCCGUUCAAUUAAAUCGCUUUGGACAAACAACGGCUGCUGGAACGAUUUCACCGCCAACAUGGAACUCCGACGACCUGGUUUCUGCAGAGAAGGUGAAGAAGUGGCUGUAUCAAAAUCUCAAUCUUGGAAGAGUUGCACACACCGGUGGAGCGACGCAACACGUGCCAGCAGUCAUUCAAAAAUGGCACGGCGAUAUUUUCGACCGACCGCGCGGGAAUAACUUUCUGGUCGGGCGGCAAGAGGGUGUUAUGUUGAAGGGCUGGGAGUGGAGCAAGUUGAUCUACGAGAAACCCUUUUACGUCCUGCACGACGAGCACAUUUCGAAAAUUGUUGAUCCCCAGUUUGGAAACGGAAUUGGAAUGCAGCAGAGCAGCAGCAGUAGCAACAGCGGGACUUACAGCAGACCCACACUUUUGUCGAAUCCACUACAGGACUUACAGCGCGCAUCUCAGUUGCUGGUCGCUGUCGAAGCCAUACGUAGUGGCGCGCGCGCCUUUCAGCCAGCCUUCGGAGGCAGGAAAAACGACGCAGCAGAAGGUUUGAACUACAUUUUAAACGGAGCUGCGGCUGCGGGUGCGCGGGUGAUUGAAAGGGAAGGCGACGAUAUUCUUUUGCUUUACAAAGUGCAAGGGCCGUUCCCGUUCCAUUCGGGACGCGUCAGUUCUCGACUGUUGGGCCUCGUCAAUGGCCAGCUCACGGACUUUACGUUUGAGGACUUUAGGGAUAUCCUGGAGGAGGAAAAGGCUCAAUGGAACGAAUGGCGUGGCGAUUCCAUCCGUGCGCACAGAGAAAUGCUCAAAGCAGAGUGGAACCAGAAAGCUGCGUCGGCGGCGGGCGGCGCGGGGCAGAAGUAUGACGACGAUCAGGACCUUGCCACUGCAUGCGAGUAUCCAGAGCUAUUGCGGUUUUUUCUACGAGUACUGUGGGUAAAAUGGGAACAAACCUUAGACGGGGUGCUGCCCGAAGAUGAAGAAACCGCUCGGGUCAGGGUUGACGUGGAAAAAAGCUUCGUGCUUGUAGCUGAUCGCGCUACGUUUUACGUCACAGAUCUGCUGCGCGAACAUUACAGAAUGCUGGAACACAGCAAGGGCGACGAAUGGAAGAAAUCCAAGCUGCGUGCGUUCUUUAUUCCUUUCAGUGACAUUGAUUCCGGUGUCGGGUCGUCGUACUUGAGCUCUCCGGUCGUCAAUGAUUGGUUGUUGGAUUUUGUCCAGCAUCCCGGGACCGCAUCUACGCCGCCGGAGCAAAGAAACAAGCCACACCGGGACCCUUUGGAGGCUAUCGUGCGAAAACAGGUCUAUAGAAACGUUGCUGUGGCCCUGCAGGAGGAGGGACCGAGAGCUCGCGGUUACUUUGGCGUCGACCUGCACGGCGACGAGCCGUUUUGUCUGACGCCACCCUGGCACUUUGGGCGGGGAAAGGAGCUGCUUGCGCAAGCCAGGUGGCAGGGUUCGAAGUUUCUUGCGAAACUAACAUUCAGAAACAACUACGACCUCGAGCCCGAAGAGCUAAAUGACCCAAGCCGGCCGGAGUUUCCUAGUUACGACCACUCGCCGCUGCAGUACGCCCUGGAUCGCGCGCGGAUAGCCUGCGGAACGGUAUUGAACACCUACGCGAGGGAAGGGCGUCGCCGCAAGAAAGAAGCAGAGGGUCAGGUUUCCAGCCCGGAUUUCGAUCCGUCGAGGAUAAUCCAGACCGGGUACGCGAUCGUGCGUCGCAUGGGAGAGGAGAGUCGUAGGUUGGCGAAUGAGAGCGACGUGGGUUUUCUGCCUCCAGAUGCGGGUACGGAUGACGAAGACGGUGGUAUUAAAACACAGAGACAGGAGGAGAGUUCCAGUAGUAAACAACCCAUGGAACAAGACUGGAAAAUUUCCGUCGGGUCCACGCUGUUGGGAUUUGUGCGUGGAAACGGAAAUAGGUGGGCUUCCGAAGACGAGGGUGACCCAGACGACGAGACUGAGGUUGGUGGACCAGUGUUGCUGGGUACGGGUACUGCUACGCCAAGUCGUGGUGACACAGGAAUCAGAGGCGCAUCAAAGAAGCAGCUUUUCAAAAUUCGGUUUCCGAAGGUUGUCGACCCUGCGCGGCCCCGUCUCGACAAGCAUGUGUCCCUGUUAAAGAACAUUCCCCUAUACAAGGACUGGAUUUUGUUCGACGUGCAUUGGAAUUCCUGGCAAGGGGAGGGGGGCGUCGAAAAAGGGUGCUUGUCGCUCCAAUUCCGUGGCGUGGAGCGCCCGUGCGGGGGGAAGAAAGUACAGGACGACCCGUACCUGCGCGAGGGCUCUCGUUUUGGGAAAUACAAACGGCCGAGCGAUAAGGAGUGCAGUUUGAACGUAGUGGACAUAAACUUGCGAUUUUAUUACGACCGAGUGGGAAGAGCAAACAACCCAGCACCUCAUCAGCAGGAGGCUCUGCUGCGCGAAGACGAAAAAGCCACGGAGUCGUUGCAAAACCUGUUGGUCGGAAGCCACAAGUCGGUGUGGCACUUUACGAGACACGUGUCCAUCUCUGCGUGCGAGCGGGUGGCGGCGUCACCGAUGAUAGACAAGACGAACAGCAUGGUGCCGCGGGUCGACGACAUUCUCCGGUCGGUGACCGGCCCAGACGUUGCGUUCGAGUCGAAGUAUUAUAAUUCCGCCUACGGUGAACUUCCAGCUCCGUGGACCCCCUCGCAAGGGGCACAGGAAAGCGACCUUGGUGAGGAGCAGGCGUUGGGAGAAGCAGGUGGUAGCAGUAGUAGUAGCAGUGAUCGGAAGAAUAUCUUCACGUUGAGCAAGAAUAAUGGAGCUCCUGCAGCAGCACUGCACGCAACGCAACCAGGUCAUGUUGACAAAGUAGAUCCACCUUUGCUUUGGACUUCGGUGACCUUCGGCAGGGAAAUUAUGUUCAAGCAGGACCCGCAGCCCACCGACUUUGAGUCCCCGGGUUUGAAGAGAAGAAAAGAAAGGAAAAACAGCGUUUCUUCCACCGGAUCCGACAGUCCUGUUCGUCGUUUGGCGUCCGGAACGGAUCCACCCGGUGAGGAUUUGGAAGAUGUCCACCGCAUGCUCGGGUCAGGUCAGGGAAGCACAGCGCCGGGAAUGAAAACCUGAAAAGGAAGCGUGGUCGUGGUCGUUCCCCGUGCGAGCUGCAAACACCUAAAACCCACAUUCAUACUAGUGAACCCCCCCAAGAUUGUUUUUCGAAAAUGACGAGGUUAGCAUAUAGAUAAGAAUCAGAUGGUACAAAUAGGAGCAAGAAAACACAAACAGAUAGCUGGAUUUUAUUAUAGGUGAUCGAACUAAGACUAACAAUUUUCUCUUCUGAAUUUAUGAACAGUAGCAGUGCUGAUGCUGAAUGACGAGAGGCACUAGCUACUGCCAGGCGUGCCACUACACCGGCACGGGCAGCAUGGUGGAUGGAUAAUUGCUGCUGAACAUGCUCUUAAUAUAUAAGGCCGGAGCUAAUCAUGGUGUAAGAUUUCGUUAUUAAUGUAAUUGUUGUGGUCCCCGAGCAAGCUUUGCCCUACCCCCCUUACCCUUAUCUUUCUUCGAGUGGCUGAAAUCUUAUUGGUGUGAUUCUUUUUGUGAUAAUGGUCUUAUUUGAGUAUGAUGGCAUUGCACGUUAUUCAGUGCUUACCUCGCUCUACUACUGUGGAAAAGAGGAGUGAGGCGUAUCUUGCACAGGUAUCUUGCACAGCUACAGAUAGUAUGAUCUUCACAUCGACAGCUAGAGGUGUUGCCCAAGCAUGCCGAAUAAAACGGCCUCACACUACACAAGCUAGUACCACGUACCGACGCAGCACAGCGCAGCUGUAGCGACAAAAGCAGAAGACUACAUGCAUGUAGUAGUCUCUAGACCAUGAUGAUAAUGAUGACAUAGUCAUUUCCCCAAGAACCCCUCGGAUACAACGAAAAAAUUGUGGAAAACAUUUUAGAUUCACGUCGAAUUUUUCAGAAAACAUGAUUAUCAUGAACCCGGUAUUGACCCCCCACAGGUGCU
Messenger RNA from Amoebophrya sp. A120, 5152 nucleotides. The record is from the annotation of a GenBank genome assembly. Lineage: Eukaryota; Dinophyceae; Syndiniales; Amoebophryaceae.